Messenger RNA from Oncorhynchus gorbuscha (pink salmon), 2246 nucleotides. RefSeq names its product hemojuvelin-like. Lineage: Eukaryota; Metazoa; Chordata; Actinopteri; Salmoniformes; Salmonidae. Gene Ontology annotation, molecular function: coreceptor activity. Gene Ontology annotation, biological process: BMP signaling pathway. The transcript has 5 exons. Bases 490 to 1761 code for a protein of 423 amino acids. Gene Ontology annotation, cellular component: plasma membrane. The record is from RefSeq and is a predicted model, not a curated record.
ACGCGAGCAGCAGGUGUUCGACACGAGUGAUUUAUACCACUCGUGGAGAAACACUGUUAAAUAUCUCACUCAUCUGAUAACCGACAUCGAGGGAGGAAGGAAAAGCGGAUUGCCAUAAAACCAGUUUGAGACUGGACAUCAGUGUCGGCAGCUCACUCGGACAGUUUGGGAGUUUGGUGUCAGUGCAGGCAAAACCUACUUCGCCUUUUUCCUAUUGGAGCGAGUGAGGUGGGGACAUUUACGCAGUGUCUCAUACGGAGCUUCAACAGAGGUGUGAUUUGUUUUCUCUCCAUUGUCCUCAUCUUGUCCAUGUCCAAGCAGAACGGUGUUGACUUCAGUCUGAGUGCUGUUGAUGGGUUCCAAGAGUGUGGGAGAUCGUUUUGCAACAACACACAGUCUUAAAAAAUAGUUAGCAUCUAUUCAAAUAGCCCCUGUACUGAGCCUGAGCCUAAGCCUGGUCUGCAGCCCUCGGCCUGAGGCUGGAAGGGGAUGGGGACACUGGCCCUUUGCAGCCACUACUCACAGCUGUCAUGGAAACGCAGCGUCAUAGUGGCAAUGCUACUGUUUCACCUGUGCUGCCUGCAAGUAUGGGCAUCCUGUCGCAUCCUGAGGUGCAACUCUGACUUUGUAGCUGUCACCCUGGACCUUGGGGGCAGCGGAGGGGGCGGAGGAGGCAGCAGAGAGGGCAAUGCGGGCUACUGCAGCGCCCUCCGCUCCUAUGCCAUGUGUACCCGCCGCAUGGCCCGUGCCUGCCGGGGCGACCUGGCCUACCAUUCGGCCGUGCAGGGCAUCGAGGACCUCCUCAUCCAGCACAGCUGCCCAAGGACAGGCCCCACCGCUCAGCCCCGGCCCCUGCCACAGGCUCCCAUCUCUGGGGACGCCUGUAUCUAUGAGAAGGGCUACCUCCAGCGUGAGGGCCGGACCCCUGACUAUCUCCACUGUGGGGUGUUCGGGGAUCCCCAUGUUCGCACCUUCCGUGAUGAGUUCCAAACGUGCACUGUACAAGGGGCCUGGCCACUGAUAGAUAAUGAGUAUCUAUACGUUCAGGCAACUAGCGCCCCCAUGAGAGGAGGGGUGUAUGCCACGGCUCUCAUCACGAUUACCAUCAUCUUUAAGAACUGGCGCCAGUGUAUCGAGCAGCAGAUCUACCAGGCGGAGCUGGACAACGUUCCCGCAGCCUUCGUGGACGGCUCAGUGACCAGCGGGGAGAGGCAGGGCCAACACAGCCUGAGCGUCCACUCUGAUCUGCCUGGGCACCAGGCUGAGAUCCGUGCUGCCCACAUCGGCACCACCCUGGUGGUGCGUCAGAGUGGGCGGUCCCUGGGCCUGUCAGUACGCUCGCCAAGUGCCAUUGCUGAAGCAUUCACCCCCGAGCAGGACCUGCAGCUGUGUGUGUAUGGCUGCCCACCUUCACAGCGCCUAGAGACGCUACCCCGCCCCUCUUCUUCCUCCUCCCUUUCUUUCUCUUCCUCCAGCCAGCCCUCUGCUGCAGCCCAUGUCCACUGUGCAGCCCUCCUCCCUGCUAGGGACAUCUACUACCAGGCCUGCCUGUUUGACCUGCUGGCCACAGGGGACCUCAACUCCAGCACGGCGGCCGUGGCGGCCCUACAAGACGCCCGGGUAAUGAUCUCAGACCCCAAUAAGGUGCAUCUGCUACUGGUGGGCAAUGCCGAUGGUAGUAGUCCAUGUCUGCCUCUGAUCCUGGCUGUGGCUGUCCUAUCAGAGCAUCUGUUGGCUCUGUGGACUUGGCAGUGUUUAUGAACUAGUGACUGGUAGGAGCUGUGGGCAGAGCAUUAGCCACACUGACUCUGACUGAGCAGAUGCUUUAAAAAAAAUAUUGAUGGCCUUGUUUCAUAAACAACAGGCAUCACCUUUGACUGGUUGGAACCCAGUGGCAUUGUGACUGGUUACUGAAGUCAACGUUUCCCUGAUUCGUUUUCUUCCAGCAGGAGAAGAAUGUUGAUCGAAAUAAAUACAGGUGAGUGCUCUCAGUGAGGAUAGAAGUGAACUAUUGAAGCCUGACACUAGUUGUGUUGAUUCUAAUCCCUUAACUAUGCUGAGACAAAUGUAUUAAAUGUAUUAAAACAAUAUGUAUUAUCUCAGCACAGAGGAUGGCCUGUUGAAUAAUUCCACGAAUCCAGACAGCAAAUGGAAUCUUCAACUCUUUUUUUAUAUACUUUCUGUUAUUUUCUGUUUAUUUUAUCAUGGAGGGAAUUUAGUGGUUUAUUUAUAGUAAAUAUAAUACU